Molecule: messenger RNA, 852 nt
Organism: Phragmites australis (common reed)
Lineage: Eukaryota; Viridiplantae; Streptophyta; Magnoliopsida; Poales; Poaceae
Exons: 5
Coding region: 1-852 (283 amino acids)
Biological process (GO): protein transport
Source: RefSeq, a predicted model, not a curated record
AUGUGGUGCAACAAGGCUCAGAUGUUGCAAAUGCAGGAGGAUCCACAAGCAAGACCCCUCCUCCUCCCCCUCCUCUUCACCUCCUCCUCCAUCAAGCAAAAGACCAAUAAUACAGCUAAAGCUUGGUUUUUACAUAACAGAAUAACGAAGCCAGCACCCCAGGAACACCGUCCUAACUCCGGAAAGAAUCGAUCAACCACGGGCUUCAUCCACAGGACCUCCAAGCAGACCGGCAAGGUGAAGACCCUUCUCGGGCUCGCCUUGUCGCGCCUGGCCGUUGUCCGCCGUUCCCGCCUUGCUCGCAAGUCAAUUUCCCGCGGCGAUGUCAGCCAGCUCCUCGCCCUCGGCCACCACGACCGUGCUCUCCACCGGGCAGAACAGGUCAUAGAGGAGGACAACGUGCUGGAGGCAUUCGACAUCAUAGAGCUUUACUGCAAGCGCCUGAUCGAGCAAGCAGCGAAGUUAGACAAGCCCCAUGAGUGCGUCGAGGACAUUCAGGAGGCAGCCGCCGGGAUCAUGUUUGCAGCAGGGUGCUGUGGCGACCUGCCGGAGCUGCUGUUCGCACGCACUAUCCUGGCAAACAAAUUCGGCAGCGACUUUGCUGCGACGGCAAAGGAGGGCACCGGCAUUGUCGACCCCAUGUUGGUGUGGAAAUUGUCUGGCGACAAAACAAACAUGGAGCUGAAGAAGAAGGUGAUGAAAGAGAUCGCUGCUGAGAACAAUAUCGUGGUGGACUUUUCUGGGUUCCCAGAAUCGGCUAAGCAGGAUGGCAGCAGCAACUUUCCACACCGUCAGGAGUUCUACCAUGGAACGAUGUACCAGGAUGCGCUCAUUCACCCCCCCCCCCCAUAG